AUGCAAAAGACAAAUAUCUACCAAAAUAACAGGCUGAACUGUAACAGCUCACCAAAAUAUAACAACAUCAUCUCCAACAGUUAUAGCAUCUCUGUAGGACCUCCUGUUCUCUACCAGCUGAGACCAAACAAAGGGGUGCCUAGAACUCCGACCAGAAUAACUGUUGGAGAAAAAAAUCCAGACAAGGCAAAUAAAACAAUCUUACUUGUUGGUGAAACAGGAGCAGGAAAAUCUACUCUGAUCAACACUCUGAUCAACUACACCAUUGGAGUGAAGUGGGAGGAUAAAGUCUGGUUUCAGAUCGUAGAGGAGGAGAAGAAAACUCAGACAGAAAGUCAGACAUCAGAUGUGAUUGUGUACGAGAUCUUUGGUUUUGAAGAUGAAACCCUUCCCUACUCUCUGACCAUCAUCGAUACUCCUGGAUAUGGAAACACCAAAGGGACUGAACAUGAUGACAUCAUCAGUGAAAGAUUAUUGGACUUGUUUCAAUCAGAGGAUGGAGUUCAUGAAGUUCAUGCAGUGGGUCUGGUGAUGAAAGCAACGGAUAAUCGAAUGAGUGACCGACCAAUAUAUGUGUUUGAUUCAGUGAUGUCUCUGCUUGAAAAAGACCUGGAGAAAAAUAUCGUAGCUCUCAUCACACACUCAAAUGGAAGAAGACCAAAAAGUUCUCUUCAAGCUCUUGAAGAUUCAAACAUUAAAUGUGCCAGAAAUGAGAAGAAUCAGCCCCUUUACUUCCUGUUUGAUAACUGCCAGCAUGAAGACCGAACAGAGGAAGAAGAAUUUCUGACAACUGCAUAUAAAAAAUCAGAGAGAGGAAUAAGAGAGUUCACAAUGUUUCUUGAAAAGACUUCACCUCAAAUAUUGCAGAAAACUGUGGAAGUUUUGAAUGAACGAAUCAGACUGGCAUCCUGCAUUCAAAACCUGCAAGAGAAAAUCAGACAGGGUAAAGUGACACAGACAAAGAUCAGAUCGAUUCAAGAAGCUCUGAAGAAACACGACGAAGAGAUAAAGAAGAAUGAGAAGUUCAAUAUCGAAGUUACUGAGAAUUACAAAGAGAGAUCACCUAUAGAUUGUUCAAAGUGGUGGAUUUUUGAGAGAGCUGUCUGCUGCACUGUCUGUGAGGUGAAUUGUUGCUACAGCAAAGCAAUCUGGAGUCAUGAAAACUGUGAGGUCAUGAAAGAUGGCCGCUGCACUGUUUGCCUCAAUAGAUGUCCUGCAUCAAAACAUGAGAAACAAAAGUGGGCGUAUGUGGACAAAACAAGGAAAUUUCAGAAAACUGAUACUGAAAUGAAAGAGAAACUGGAGCAGAUUGCUCUGAAAGCUGAUUCAGCGUCCACUAUUGUCCACUUGGACUUCCUGAUUGAGGAGAUGAAGGAGAAAGGAGACACAGAGAAGGUCCAGAAACUGGAAGAGAUGAGAAGCAGAGUGGGUGAAGAGACUAAAGCUGCUCUACAGUACAUGUGUGCAAAACUAACAGUAGCUGAGAAUGUAGCUAAAGAUCAAGAAGAGGAACAGCACAGCUAUGAUAUGUCUGCAGGAAACCCGGAUGCGGGCGAUUCUGGGACCGACGUGGGACAGCAGGUCCUCAAACUGGCCGAGUGA
Pundamilia nyererei is the source of this 1602-nucleotide messenger RNA. RefSeq lists its product as uncharacterized. Lineage: Eukaryota; Metazoa; Chordata; Actinopteri; Cichliformes; Cichlidae. The coding region runs from base 1 to 1602 and encodes 533 amino acids. Gene Ontology annotation, molecular function: ATP hydrolysis activity; GTP binding. The record is from RefSeq and is a predicted model, not a curated record. The transcript is spliced from 4 exons.